CAAACAACCAUCCCACAACAGGAGUUAGACCUUGUGGAGUAUAUAAAGCAGCUUACUACGCGUCAUAUACCUUCUAAUAGACGUAUGGUACGCAACUUUGCUUCAUCGGUUGCCCAGAACCCUUGCUCUGAUACCUGGAUUACACGCUUCCUCCACCGUCACCGCAACCAGCUUACCUCUCAAUGGACGACGGGAAUGGAUUCUAAUUGCCACAACGCUGAGUCAGGGUAUAAGUACAAGCUGUACUUUGACCUGCUGCAGCAGAAGGUUGCUGAAUAUGAGAUUGAGCCAGAGCAUAUGUACAAUAUGGAUGAGAAGGGCGAAGUACUAGGCACCGUA
Macroventuria anomochaeta is the source of this 339-nucleotide messenger RNA. RefSeq lists its product as uncharacterized. The record is from RefSeq and is a predicted model, not a curated record. The annotation marks the transcript as partial. The transcript has a single exon. NCBI's taxonomy places the organism in Eukaryota, Fungi, Ascomycota, Dothideomycetes, Pleosporales, Didymellaceae.